GGAUGAAAAGCUUUCCCUGAAAUGAUGUUUUUCGCGAAUAGUUGACACGACAGGGCAAAUAUUCAAGACAGAUUUUCCUAACGUCCGCCAUUUUUCUGUCUCAUUUUGCUCUGUUGCAAGGCAGCCUCCGGCCCGGCGGCGGCGCUCACCUCUGGCAAACUCUCAACAGGGUAUCUUUGAUGACGUUUGGAAAAGAAAACUGUUGAAACGAAAAGUUCGAGACGUUUUCAAACGCAGAGAUGGCGUGCUCUGAAAGCAAUAAGGGGAGUUUGGAGGAAGACAGCUAUGAAGGAGCUGUUGGUGGAGCGCUGUCCGGCUGUGCGUUGGCAAUGCUGGAAAAGGAACGGGAAUCUCUUCCCAGCCCUUCAGAGAACCAUGGCACCUUAAUCAGCAGCUCCUCCACUAGUCUUCUGGCCCAUGCACCCCUCCAGGGCUAUGAUGUUGAGUUUGACCCACCCCUAGAGAGUAAAUAUGAGUGCCCUAUCUGUCUCAUGGCUUUGAGGAAUGCCAUUCAAACACCCUGUGGUCACCGUUUCUGCAAGCACUGCAUUGAGAAGUCUAUUCGUGAUACAGGACAGAGGUGCCCUGUAGACAAUGAAAGGCUGUUAGAAGACCAGUUGUUUCCGGAUAACUUUGCCAAACGGGAGAUUCUGUCGCUAACUGUUCGCUGUCCAAACUCUGGCUGUGCUGAGAAGAUGGAGCUCCGAAGUUUAGAGAACCAUUUGAAACAGUGUCAGUUUGCCACUGUGCCUUGCCCACAGUGCCAACAGUCUGUGAGAAAGAGCCACCUUGAGGAGCACACAACUGUUGAGUGCCAAAGGAGACCUGUGUCAUGUCCAGAUUGUGUGGCAUGCUUUGUUUAUGAGGAGAGCGAGCUUCAUGAGCAGCAGUGUCCCUUUGCUAGUGUGAAGUGCCAGUUCUGUGAGAUGGAUCUCAUCAGAGACCAGAUGGAAUCUCAUUGUGAUACAGAUUGCCCAAAAGCACCCAUUGCCUGUAACUUUAGCACCUUUGGAUGUAAGGAAAGGAUGCAGCGCCACAACCUGGCUCAGCACAUGCAGGAGUUCACACAGAUGCACAUGCGCUACAUGGCUGAGUUCCUGCGUGGCCUGAGCCUCAAUGGCACCACACCCAAAUCCCCUUUGAUGCCAGGACCUUCUGUUUCCUCUGAGGACCAAGGAGCUGCAGCAUCAGGAUCAGCCUGUAGUGGGCCCAGAGGAGCUGCAAGCUCAUGUCCGCCUAGUGUUGAGAUGCAGAGGCUUAGGGAGAUGGAUGGCCGAUUGGUAAGGCAGGAUCACCAGCUGCGUGAGCUCAUCAUCUUAAAAGAAACACAGGCUGGCCAUCUUGCAGAGUUAAGGCGUAGAGUGUCAAUGCUGGAGGAGACUGUAAGGGAGCUGGAGUCGCAGCAGUGUAACGGUAUCUUCAUCUGGCGCCUCAAAGGUUUCUCUGUCCACCUGCGGAACCAAGAAGCAGGCCAGCCCGUGGUUGAGCACAGCCCCGGCUUCUACACAGGCCGUCCAGGCUACAAGCUAUGCCUGCGCUUACACUUGCAGACCCCCAAUGCCCCGCGCUGCUCCAACUACAUCUCCCUCUUUGUCCACACCAUGCAAGGAGCUUUUGAUGGGCAGCUGACCUGGCCGUUUCAGGGCACCAUCCGCCUUACCAUCCUAGACCAGGGCCCCGAGGGCCAGCACCACACGGAGGCGAUGGAGACUAAACCAGACCUGCAGGCCUUCCAGAAGCCCACAAUCCAGCGCAACCCCAAAGGAUUCGGCUAUGUCACCUUCCUGCACCUGCAUCAGCUGAGUCAGAGAGCCUUUGUUAAAGAUGACACUCUACUCAUCCGCUGUGAGGUGACACCACGUUUUGACAGUAUGCUUCACCGCGAGGGACCAACAGUGCAGCCUAGGGGACACGAGGCCCCAGUUUCAAGGGACUGAAGUAAAACUCCGAUCUACUGGAUUAUCAUCAUGCUGGGAUGUCCCAGAACUGUGUUUAAAUACUGCUCAGUUCAUUUUAAUUAUUGGACAUCAGGGGGAGGAAAAUUGAUGUUCACACCCAUUUAAAGUUUGGACACUGCAAGUAUGCUAAUAUUUAUUUGUUCACCAACUUUUAAUGUCAGCAUGGUUUUUGUUUGAAUAAAUAUAUACAGCACAAUCCUUUUAAUAUAUUUGACAUGUAUGUAGUCACCCACAAGGUACCAACAUUCAGCAAGCCUCAUAAGUUCAAAUUUUGUAAAUAGUCAAUAACAUUUAAUCAGCUCAACAUCACCAGUUUAAAGGACAAAUUUGGCGCAAAAUGAACUUUAACAGGGUUAAAAAACACAUGGGUACCGAGUGGACCGGUCUCUGGGAUAGGUUUUCAUGCUAAUUGAAUGUGACCAGUUUGAGUGCAAACUGCUAGUUAGCUUGUAACACUAGUCGUCGUGGCACUGGUAAAGUAAAAAGAAAUCACUUUUUCUAUAGUAAGUAAGUAAACUUUAUUUAUAUAGCACCUUUCACAGACAAGAAGGGUCACAAAGUGCUUUACAGUAAAAACAAAUAAAACAGCAACACAUAAAAUACUAAGCCAUAUUGCUAGUUAAAAGCUUGUCUAAAAAGAUGUGUCUAUACCACUAACAAGGCUGAAAAUAGCCCCACACUUCCACCGUGGCAUAAUGAGGGUCCCUUCAUGUAAACUGAAGCUUUGAGAACUUUGUAAGUGUACAGACAGUUUAUUAAAAAGGUAGUUUAUAAAGACUACUGUUCGGUACACAGGCGAUCUAGGGAAAACAGUCAUUACCAGUUGAACCACCCAUAUAUUUUAAUAAACAGUUAUAAUUCAUGCAUUUCCAUGUAAUUACAUUUCACAAACAUUCGUCAUUCGACUGGUCGUGACUGUUUUCCCUAGAUGGCGUCCGCCUGUAUACCUAACAGUACUGUCUUUAUAAACUAUCUUUUUAAUAAACUGUCUGUACACUUGCAAAGUUCUCGAUGCUUCAGUUUACAUGUAGGGACCCUCAUUAUUCUACUGUAGAAGUGUGGUGCUAUUUUCAGCCUUGUUAGUGGUAUAGAAAUAGUGAUUUUGUUUUACUUUAAGACUAGUGUUAUAAGCUAAUUAGGGGUUUGCGCUACAACUGGUCACAUUCAAUUAGCAUGAAAACCUAUCCCAGAGAACGGUCCCUAUAUGGUACCCAUGUGAAUGUGAAUUGUCCUGUUGCAAUUGUUACGUGCUUUGAUUCAAAAUACAUUUUCCCAUACCAAAUCAUGAAAGAACUGUCUGGGAAACAAUAACGUGCCAAAAACACAAAUUACUUAUAAUCACCAUUUGAGACCUUAGUCCAAGAGCAUCUUAAUUUCAUGCCAUUCAUGUGUGCAGACAGUCAGCCAGAAAAGGAUUCUGUAGUGCAAAUGCAACGCAAAGUUAGCCACUUUCACUGGAAUGAACGGUGUGCCAUCUCAGAAUACAGUAUCCAUUACAGAAGAUGAAGCAGCACCCAAAGAAAAGAAACAAGUCUGUCCAACAAACAAAAGGAGGGCUAUGUGACAUCUGUUGGUUUUAUGGUAGUACACUGUAGAUUUGGUGGCGGUGACACGGCGAGCAGCUUAGUGAUGUUCCAGCAAAGAAUGAAGAAGUACUUGAUGUUGAUAUGGAUAAUGCAAGAUAUUCAAAAGUCUGCUUCGCAAAUGUUUUAUGAUGCCGGAAAUGCAUAUUAUACAGAUUUGUUGGACCUCGAGGAUAACUACAGUGUAUUUUGAUAAGAAACACUGACUGCGUAAGCACAUUUUAAAGAAUAGGAAUAACAAAACCCAGUAAUGUGCAUUCCAAAUUCAGCAUUUCAUACCUCACUACUUUUGACUGCACUGUUCUUAGAGCAUCACAGUGACCUAUCAGU
Molecule: messenger RNA, 3871 nt
Organism: Etheostoma spectabile (orangethroat darter)
Lineage: Eukaryota; Metazoa; Chordata; Actinopteri; Perciformes; Percidae
Gene: traf6
Product: TNF receptor-associated factor 6
Exons: 8
Coding region: 240-1937 (565 amino acids)
Biological process (GO): innate immune response; lipopolysaccharide-mediated signaling pathway; protein ubiquitination
Cellular component (GO): plasma membrane signaling receptor complex
Molecular function (GO): ubiquitin protein ligase activity; zinc ion binding; tumor necrosis factor receptor binding
Source: RefSeq, a predicted model, not a curated record